This is a messenger RNA of Phlebotomus papatasi, 4229 nucleotides long. It is a transcript of the gene RecQ4, whose product is annotated as ATP-dependent DNA helicase Q4. Gene Ontology annotation, biological process: double-strand break repair via homologous recombination; DNA replication. The transcript is spliced from 4 exons. Gene Ontology annotation, cellular component: cytoplasm; nucleus; chromosome. Bases 123 to 4142 code for a protein of 1339 amino acids. The record is from RefSeq and is a predicted model, not a curated record. Lineage: Eukaryota; Metazoa; Arthropoda; Insecta; Diptera; Psychodidae. Gene Ontology annotation, molecular function: four-way junction helicase activity; 3'-5' DNA helicase activity; zinc ion binding.
UGCCACUUUUUCGAAGUCUCCGUGGCACAGAAAUUUGCGCGGUUUUUACCAAUUCACAGACUCGCGGAAUAGGGCAAUUUGGCUAAUUUUCCGUAAAAAUAUUUGACUAAAGUGCAAGUGAAAUGAGUUCCGGGGAUAUUCAGAAUAAGCUCAACAAGUACAAACUGAAAGUGAAGCUGUGGGAGAAGGAAUUCAAGGAGAAAAACAAACGGAUACCAUCAAAGCAUGAUAUAAAGGAAGCAGGAAGGGAGAUUAAAGAUGCCUACAAGAUGUACUACAAGAUUACCACUUCCCUACUCAGCAAUACCCUGACAGAUGCCCUAGAAGACGAUGAUGACGAUGGGAGUCCUUCUAGGGAGGCUUUCCGGGAGAUAUCAUUCUCCUCACCCAGCAAGACAGAUCCCCAAGAUUCUUCAAACAGUGACAUCAAUAUUUCAUCCACCAGCAGGGAUUUACCGACCCAGGAAGCUCUGGUAAGUGGAGACAAUGUUAAAGUAUGGGGAAGUCAUUUGUGCAAGAAAGCCAAAGUAUCAAAGACUCAGCCAGUCGGGAAGACUAAAAUUACCCUGGCUAGCAAAUUGGGAUCAUCAAUGAACUUUGCCAAGAGAAACCCUAGAAAAUCUUUCAGUAGGAUCAAUUCCACAGCCUCAGAAAAAGGGGAAAAUUCUCGGUCUAUUGCAUCUCCCACAGACAUUCCGGACUUUGAGACACUUUUGUCUCAGAGAUCCACUCAAAUACCAGACAUUGUGGCUCCAGAGAGCGAUAAGAUAUCCCUGAAUGUGGAGAAGAACUUUGAUCCGGGUUGGAUUGAGAGAUGUGGAGGAGAAACUGGAGAAGAUACGCGUGAAAUUGACCCUUCUCAGUUUGCCUCAAAGCUCAAUGUUAAUUCAUCUGAAAGGCUAACUUUUGGGCUUUCCAUGGGGAAUAUAUCUAAAUCAGCGACAGAAUCAUCCUCCACAGUUACCAGCAGAGUGUCCAAGGAAGCAGAUUCCGAUGGAUCUGUCGUGGAAGACAGUGAAGAUGAAGCUGUUAUCUUCAGUCAACAAUCCGUAAGACAUGUACUCAAGAAACGCAAAGUUUUCAGUUCAAUUCACAAUCGUCAGGCCAGGGAGAAUGAAAGAAUAAAAGCUGAACAGGAAGAGGCCAAAAAGAAGCUUGAGCAGCAAGUUCGGUCCAUUCAGGAAUCUCAAAAAAUCCCCAAGAAAUCUCGCAGGAAAACACGUGGAAAGAACGAUGUGAAUUAUAAAGAAGAUUAUUCUGAUGAAGAUUCCCUCGAAAAUGACGCAUUCGAACCCUCAAAGACCAGAGCAAGGACUCAGCAGAAGCUCAAGAAGCAGAAAAAAGAUGAACUCCUCCCGGAAACAUCCACAAAUGACCAAUACCUUCCUCCUUUGGACACAGAAUUCACAAAGAAAAUUCCCCGAGUGGGAGAGAAAUUCCUGUCAGAGAGUGAAAAACUCUUCAGCAGUUACAUCAGACAAACUUUGCCGGAAGAUCCUCUGAGCAAAGAGCCACAGAAAUCUUCCAGAAAAGCCCAGGAAAGAGACAAACUGCAGCAGAAAGUUUCUUCAGGGAAGGCCAAUGAGAAUUUCGUGAAGAUCAACAUGAAGAAGAAGGUUUUUGUGCGUGGAAAGAAGACCCUGAACUUUUCGAAAUACAAGAAAACCCUCUGGAGGAGGAAGAAAGCUGCCGCACUCUUAGAUGACAGGGGAUGCGAUGGUGAAGAAUUUAAAUGUUUUGAAUGUGGAGCUACUGGACAUUUUGCCUCCAAAUGUCCCAGAAAGGAGAAUUUUCCAAGUGCUCCCGUAACAGAAGAAGCCGAUCAUGAGGAUUCUGUGGAGGAAUCUGCCCUACAGACUCUCGAGGAUGCAGCCAAUUGUGCAAAAAUUGCUGAAGAAAAUUCCGAAGAAUCUACAAAUUACCUGGAAGCUUCAGAAAUGGAAGCAGUGGCGAAGGAACUGGAAAAAUCUUUCAAUGAAGAUACCCAGGAAGUUGUUUAUUCCCUCACAACGGACGGACAAAUCCCAGAAACGCUUCCAGAAGUCACAGAAGCUCUCCAUCAAUUUGGACAUGCAGCCUUCCGUUCUGGCCAGGAGAGAGCUAUCAUGAGGAUUCUCUGUGGACUCUCCACUCUUGUCACUCUCAAUACCGGCAGUGGCAAAUCCCUUUGCUACCAACUGCCUGCUUUGCUCUACAGUCGCCACGGUAAAGGGAUGACUCUCGUUAUCUCUCCUCUGGUUUCCCUCAUGGAGGACCAAGUCAGUGGAAUUCCCAACUUUAUAAACGCCAGAUGUCUGCACACUAACCAAACGCCCAAGAUGCGUCAGCUGGUGAUUCAGGAGCUGAAAGAGGGACGUGUGAAUUUGCUAAUGGUAUCUCCGGAAGCAGUUGCUUACGGUGACAAAAAGUCCGAGUUUGGACAGAUUCUAAGUUCUCUCCCAAGGAUCGGCUUUGUGUGCAUUGAUGAGGCUCAUUGCUUGUCCCAAUGGAGUCACAACUUCCGGCCCAGCUACCUCAUGCUCUGCAAGAUCCUCAGAGAAAAGCUCAAAGUAUCCUUAAUCUUGGGUUUGACAGCAACUGCCACAAAUCUCACGAGAGAUGAAAUUGUGCGUCAAAUAGGAGUCCCAGAUGGGAUAGCUGGAGUCAUUAGUGAUAUUCCUCUCCCAAAUAAUCUAAUUCUAACAGUAUCUACAGACGUUAAACGAGAAGAUGCACUGAUCAAACUUCUGGACACCGCUCCAUUUGCCGGAAAUUCAGUAAUUAUAUACUGUACUCGGAGAGAGGAUUGUGAACGUGUGGCAACGGCUAUUAGAGUGGCAAUGGGUGAUGUACCGACAUCAUCAAGGAAAAGGAAGCGCACAAACUGGUUGGCCGAAGUAUAUCAUGCAGGAGUAGCUGCUUCUCGUCGACGGACCAUUCAAAAUGCAUUUAUGAGUGGAGAAUUGAAAAUUGUAGUGGCAACAAUUGCCUUUGGGAUGGGUAUUAACAAACCAGAUAUCCGAGCAGUUAUUCAUUUCAAUAUGCCCAAAAACUUUGAAAGUUACGUCCAGGAAAUUGGACGAGCAGGGAGAGAUGGUAUUGAAGCACGUUGUCAUCUUUUCCUAGAUCCCAAACGGAGAGAUAAAAUUGAGCUUCAGAGAUUUAUUUAUGCAAAUUCUUUAGAUCGUUUUACACUUCGACGACUUUUGCAGAAGAUAUUUGUUCCUUGUGCUUGUCAGAAAGACGGACGCAGAGAAUCCUGCCCAGGGCAUGAAAUAGCCUUUUCAGUGGAAGCUACUGUUCAGGCACUGGAUAUUCCGGAGGAGAACAUCUCCACUCUCCUUUGCUACUUAGAACAACAUGUGGAGUCAAUAGAAAUUCUAAGCAAAGCGUAUGUGAGAUGUCGGGUUUUCUCCUAUGGAGGAGCCGAACAACUCAAAAAAGUCGCAAAAUCCUGUCCACCUCUUGCCAUGGCCAUUUCAAUAGGGAUUAAAGAGGGAAAAUUCCGACCUGAUGAUAACAGUAUAGAGUUUUCAACAGUAGACGUAGCUGCAGCUUUGGGAUGGGACAGUGGAAUUGUAAAGUACCAGUUGAAGAAUUUGGAAUGGAUCAAGAUUAAUAAUAGCAGUAGGAGGACAACAAUUUCUGUUCAGUUUGACGAUAUUGGCUUUCGUAUUCGUGCUCCUGGAAAUUUUACUGACGAACAGAUGGACAAUAUCCUGGAAAUGCUGAUUAACAGGGUGGCUCAACAGGAAAAUCUCGAAAUUUAUCAGCUUCAAAGCAUCUUCGAGGGUCUUACCUCUGUUGCCUUGCCAAAUGUGGCCAGUGUCCUGAACCGGGAUUGCCUUGAAUCCUCUGAGAAAUUGAAGACGAUUAUCCGGGAAUAUUUUGAGAGGACGCAAGUGGGCAAAAUUGAGGUGACUGAAGAUCCAGAUGACACCACAGACGAACAACUUGAACGAGACAUCCGCUAUAUGGUGGCAAAUUACCCAGACACCAGCUUCACGGGAAGAUCUCUGGCCAGAAUCUUCCAUGGUAUCUCCAGUCCCAAUUUCCCGGCCAUCGUGUGGGGACGCUGCAAGAUGUGGCGGGCACACAAUCUCACCAAUAUCCAUCGUAUUAUCGAUCUGGGAAAUGCAAUCAUACUGAAGAUGAGGAUGUAGGAGGGUGGAGACAGAGUCUGGGAAUUUUUGGGAAUGCUGAGCUAAAUGUGUUGACCAUUAAAAACGGCGUGAUUUUGAAAGUUUGAA